AUGACACUGUGCGACUUCGUGCAAGAAGAAUGGCAAAACCAUUUGCUGUUGCAUCGAAGCAAACAAGCGUUCAAAUCUUACAAUGAAAAUGUGAAUGUCAACGUCCGAAGCAGUUCUCAUCGUCCUCAGAAACGUCGUGAGAAACAUCAUUCCGCAGCGUCAUCGAAGAAGCCAAACAAAACAUUCGGCAUCAUAGAAGAACCCUCGACAGAUUGCGCAAGCGGAAGGAGGAAAAACCAAUGGUACACGAGCAGCUUCGCAAACUCGACGGACAAUCUGAGCGUCGAUCAAGAGCUUGACAAACUUGUUGGCAACAAUUCCAAAGCGAAAACGCUCACCAGCGUUCAUGAGGGCGAGGACAUGACUCUGUGCUGGAUAGAAACUACAACCAUCAAGGAGGACAAAAACGUUCGACCGCCGAAGAGGCUGGUGAUUCGGGAAUACACGAUAUCCUUCGAGAACUCGGCGACCAUACCGGACAGAUACCUCGAAUGUAAACGAUUUGAGGGCGAAUUAUCGACAAACGAUCACGAGAUCGGCAAAACAGCCUUGUUCGAGAUCAUAGACGAGAACACCCAAGUCAGUAAGGUCGUAAACUUUACUUCAGUCAGUCACGAGGGCAAUAUCACGGAUUGGCAAUACAAAACGGUGAAAUGCGGAGUCGGUCCAGUGGUCACUAAGAACAUUGUCGAAUACACCAGUUUGGAUAAUCCGAAAAAACGAGUAGAGAUCAAAGUCAGUCCGAAGAUAAAUUUGCUGACGGUGAAGUCUGACGAAGAACCGUGUACGGACAGUUCCGAAGAGAAUACGGACAAAAGUACUGAAUCUUGCGAAAAUGGAUCUUGUGGCAUGACCACGAUGUUUAAUGAAGUUCCAACAAAAAGCCAGGAAAUCGGCUCAACUGAGAAGACAGUCAGCGAAUCCGAGGGUAGUGAGGAAAUUUUGAAGUUAUCCACUGGUGUCACUAAAAAACUGUCGUCUGAGGAGGAGCCGAUAAAAACAACAGUUACUCCCGAGAUAUCAACUAAAAUCUCUGAAAAGAGCUCAAAUUGCGACGAGAAUCCGUUAGAUCCAGAGUGCUUAAAGCAAACAGUUGUUAAAUCAUCUUUGGAAGAAUUAUUCACAGAAUCUUCAGUUGAAUUAUCCACGACGGAGGCAGCUGAGAAGAGUGAAACAUCGACGAGCAAACAGAUAAUAAUUCCAAAUUUAAAAGAUCAAGAUAUAAGUACGAAGGAAGAGAUUUCCAAAGAAUUAUCAAUAUCAGAAGAGGACAAAUCCAUAUCUGAUAUAUUUACUACCGGUAUACCGGACAUUUCAAUUGAAUCUUCAGAAUCGGCAACAAUUCAACCAACAAGCGCAGAGUACACGACAAUAUCUAAAAGUUUUGAUUAUUAUGAUCAUAUUGCUACUACGCUAAAACCUACGGUAACAACUUCCACUCUAAGAAGAGAGGAAGUCGAAAAGAAACGUGCUACGUCCGAAGAACAUAACGAGGAAUUAUUAAGUCCCGAAUCGACAAGAAAAGAAUUAGAUGUAGCUGACAACGUUCUAUCUUCGCACGAAAUCAGUACUGCUCCGUAUACAACAACUACGAUUCCUUCGACGGAACAUUCAACAAAAACUGUAAUCUCAGCAUCUAAAGAAGAAGAAGAAGAAGAAGAAGAAGAAGAAGAAAGCAAAGAAAUAGUAAUAUCUGAAAGUAAAGAAACGACAGAACAAUCAACGGAAUUCAUAAUCUCAGCAUCUAAAGAAGAAGGAAGCGAGGAAAUAGUAACAUCCGAAAGUGAAGAGACGACAGAACAGUCAACAGAAGAAUUCAUAAUCUCAGCAUCCAAAGAAAAAGAAAGCGAAGAGAUAAUAAUAUCCGAAAGCAAAGAGAUAAAAGAAAAUGUAACUUUAUCAUCCAUAGAAGAAAGAAGCAAAGAGGUGGUAACGUCCGAAAGCAAAGAGACAACAGGAAGUACAAUUUCAACAUUUGAGGAAGAAGAAAGCGAAGAAGUAACAUCCGAAAGCGGAGAGACAAUAGAACAAUCAACAGAGAUUAUAAUCUCAGAAUCUAAAGAGAAGAAAACCGAAGAAGUAGCAACAUCUGAAAGUAAAGAAACAACAGAAAGUGUAACAUCAACAUCUGAAGAAGAAGAAAGCGAAGAAAUAACAACAUCCGAAAGCGAAGAGACGAUAGAACAGUCAACAGAAAUCGUAAUCUCAGCAUCUAAAGAAAAAGAAAACGAAGAAGUGAUAUCAUAUGAGAGCAAAGAAACGAUAGAACAGUCAGUAGAAAGCGUAACCUCAACAUCCGAAGAAGAAGGAAGCGAAAACGUGGUAAUAUCCAAAGAAACAGCAAAAAGUAUAACUUCAAUGUCCGAAGAAAGCGACGAAAUAAUAACAUCCGAAAGUGAAGAUACGAUAGAGCAGUCGACAGAAACCGUCGAAAUCUCAGCGUCUAAAGAAAAAGAAAGCAAAGAAGUGGUAACAUCUGAAAGCGAAGAGACAACAGAGAAGGUCAUCGGGAAAGAUAAACUAACGGCAGUGUCACUAACAAGUAGUGAAGGUGAGUCCUGUGAGAACUCCGAGGAUUGUGUCAGCAGUUCGGAGGCUUGUCUUGAGUCCGAAGAUUGCGGCAGUACGACCAAAAAAUCUUGCGAAUCGGAAACAUGUUCCGAAGAGAAAGAGGAGAUCAUCACUGAUGAAUCAAAAUCUGACAGUUCAUCGAUAAUCAGCGAGUCGUCCGAAGAAAUAAGCGGAAUCGAGCACACAACUGUUGCGAGUAUCGCCGACACAACAAUCAUUAAAAAAGAAGAUAAUAUUUCGAAGAACGAGAAUAUUCCCACUACCGUAGAGACUCGAAGAAGCACGCUCCCGUAUCAAAAGCACAAGUUGAAUUUGAAAAUCAAGAUUCUGCUGGAGCACAUUGACGAGAAGGAGAAGCACAACUUGGUCGAGGUUGAGAAGCAUUUGUCACUGUACGAAGAUAUAGAACAUCACGACCAUACCGAUUUGGUUGAACAACUGAAAUCCUUAAAUGACUCCGUUAACUUGGAGGCCUUGAAUGCGUUGCUAAAUUGUACCACUUUGAACAAUCUAACGAACGAUCCGCAUAUCAGCAAGAUAUUGAACAAUUCUUAUGAAGAGACUUUUGAAGAAUCAAAUCCCAGCUCCGAAGCAACAUCUCGAAGACGAAGAAGUCUUGAAGAAAUCAAAGAUGCGAUAAAAGAUUUGGUAUCAACAUCUCGAGAUAAUGAUUCGACGAAGAAAGAACAGCUUUCGACGACGACGAACAGCAACGCAGACAAAACCACUAUUGCCGUGUAUUUGGCAAACGACGCAAAUUUCACAACUUCAACAAAUAUCUUUGAAGAAGAAUCAAAUGAUACUAUAAAUCCGGCGAAGAACGACACAAAUUUUGCGACAACGUACAAUUCCGAAGAAGAAACAACAGACACUUUAAAUUCGACGCAGGAGACGUAUCUUUCCACGACGACAAAUAGUUUCGAGAAAGAAACAACUGAUAGUGUAAAUAUCGAAAACGUGACGUUCAACACAGAAAACAAAAGCGCAGUUCUUCCAGAAGAGACAAGCAAGGAUAAGACAAAGCUGAGUAUCGUGCGACGGGCGUUGUUAAAAUUACGAGAAGAUAUCUCGACAGGAUUCCAACAUAUUAUAUCGCAGUUGCAGUCUAAUCUGACCUUGGUCAACGACGAAAACAAAACCGAUAAAACAGAUCUGUUAGAUAUCAUAUCAGAUCCGAAAGAUGACAGGAUCACUUCGAGAAAGAGAAGAGAAAUCGCGGAAAAACAACUUGGACAUUGGUCGAACGAAAGGAUCGGAGAGGCGCCGAUAGGCAGUAAACUUAGAAGUUUCACUGAGUUUACAUUGUACAAAAGUCUUUUCUGAGUGAAGAUGCUACAAGAGGUUUCUUAUUUCAUUAUUUCCAGGUAAUUUUUAAAAUUAAAGUCAA
This is a messenger RNA of Pseudomyrmex gracilis, 3958 nucleotides long. RefSeq names its product FK506-binding protein 5-like. Bases 1 to 3894 code for a protein of 1297 amino acids. The transcript is spliced from 2 exons. NCBI's taxonomy places the organism in Eukaryota, Metazoa, Arthropoda, Insecta, Hymenoptera, Formicidae. The record is from RefSeq and is a predicted model, not a curated record.